Bufo bufo (common toad) is the source of this 1600-nucleotide messenger RNA. It is a transcript of the gene AVPR1A, whose product is annotated as arginine vasopressin receptor 1A. Gene Ontology annotation, cellular component: membrane. The record is from RefSeq and is a predicted model, not a curated record. NCBI's taxonomy places the organism in Eukaryota, Metazoa, Chordata, Amphibia, Anura, Bufonidae. Gene Ontology annotation, biological process: regulation of systemic arterial blood pressure by vasopressin; positive regulation of vasoconstriction; G protein-coupled receptor signaling pathway. Gene Ontology annotation, molecular function: vasopressin receptor activity; peptide binding. The transcript is spliced from 2 exons. Bases 153 to 1322 code for a protein of 389 amino acids.
UGAAAGAGGGAGAGAAAGGGUCAGUGUGCAUUGCUGCACAGCUCCUUGCAUCUUGUAUUGCUGCACGGCUCAUUGCGUAUUGUAUUCCUGCACGACUCUUUGCCUCUUGCAUCUAGAUAAGACACAUUCAGUCUUCAGGUAACAGAGUUAACAUGCGAUUCUCUGUGGCUGGAGACUCUGGGAAAGAUUCAACUUUGGGAAAUGACAGCGCAUGGAGAGGAGUGGGCUUCACCAUUCCUUAUCUGUACCCCACGAUCUUACCUAACAACACCCAAAUGUCACCCAACUCUUCAGACCUUCUGUCCAGGGAUGAGGAGCUGGCUAAGGUUGAGAUAGCCGUGUUAACUAUCAUAUUUGUGGCUGCUGUACUGGGCAACUGUAGUGUCCUGCUCGGUCUCUACAAGUCCAAGAAGAAAAUGUCAAGAAUGCACCUAUUUAUCAAGCAUCUGAGCCUAGCAGAUCUGGUGGUGGCUUUCUUUCAGGUUCUUCCACAGUUGUGUUGGGAGGUUACUUACCGGUUCUAUGGUCCAGACUUUUUAUGCCGAGUUAUCAAGCACCUACAAGUGUUUGGGAUGUUCGCCUCAGCUUACAUGCUGGUGGUGAUGACUGCUGACCGCUACAUUGCUAUAUGCUACCCACUGAAAACACUUCAGCAACCUACAAAGAGGUCCUACCUGAUGAUCAGCGGUGCCUGGAUCCUCAGCUUUAUCCUCAGUACUCCACAAUAUGGGAUCUUCUAUCUGAAAGAGCUGGGAGAUGGAGUGUAUGAUUGCUGGGCAGACUUUGUCUUGAAGGAUGGAGCAAAAGCUUAUAUCACCUGGAUUACUAUUAGUAUCUUUGUGGUACCAGUGAUGAUCUUGUUGACCUGCUAUGGCUUUAUCUGCUACAACAUCUGGAAGAACAUAAAGUGCAAAACCAACAAAGAAGAAACUGAAGGCAGGAAAGGUAACAAUGGGUUACUAUUCACAUCUGUCAGCAGUGUGAGGACCAUCUCCAGAGCCAAGAUCAGGACGGUAAAAAUGACCUUUGUGAUUGUAUCAGCCUACAUCAUAUGUUAUAGUCCAUUCUUCGCCAUCCAGCUAUGGUCUGUAUACGCAGAGGACACCAACUGGACAGAGAAUGAAAACAUGGCUAUCACAAUGUCUGCCUUACUAGCCAGCCUGAACAGUUGCUGCAACCCCUGGAUAUAUAUGUUCUUUAGUGGACACCUACUACAAGAGUUCAUCACUAAUAUUCUCUGCUGCAGUAAAGUCAAGCAAAGUAUAAGCAAAGAAGAUUCUGACAGCAGCACCAGAAGGCAAACUUCAUUUACAAGAAUGUAGUCAAGAAGUCCAACCAAUAGUAUGGACACCUGGAAAGAGUCUCCAAAGUUCUCAAAAUCCAUUAAAUUCUUAGCUAUACAAACCUGAUAUUGGACAAGUGUUUCUCAAUAUUAGGCAGUAUGGCUUACUGCCUAAAAAAUAAUGCACUUCAGAUACACAAAAUUGUGAAAAUGUGAUAAAUAUGGACACACACACUUUAUAUGAUGUAUAAGGUAUUAUUUCAUGUUCUGUAAAUGUGUAUACACCCUAUAUAAAUUCUGUGUUCUUAGUAUAGAGAA